Molecule: messenger RNA, 1335 nt
Organism: Colletotrichum paranaense
Lineage: Eukaryota; Fungi; Ascomycota; Sordariomycetes; Glomerellales; Glomerellaceae
Product: Di-trans,poly-cis-decaprenylcistransferase
Exons: 3
Coding region: 1-1335 (444 amino acids)
Cellular component (GO): dehydrodolichyl diphosphate synthase complex; endoplasmic reticulum membrane
Molecular function (GO): ditrans,polycis-polyprenyl diphosphate synthase [(2E,6E)-farnesyl diphosphate specific] activity
Source: RefSeq, a predicted model, not a curated record
AUGUCGUAUUCUGUACUCUCUGAGGUGGGAAUCCAUGGCAGCCGCCGAACCGAACUGACUCUGGGCGACAAGACCAAACUUCGACAAGUUUCCUUCGCCCAAAGCCGUCGUCAUCCUGCCAAGAAACGAAUGGCAAACUGCGAGCGCACGCGCUUUCGCGCCAACUUUUCCAUUGGCCUUUUCCCUCCCUCCGCUCAACAGAUUUCCCAAGCAUCCCGCCUUGCAGCUACACGCCCACAACCGCGCUUCCCCGACUCAUCGCGCCGAGAGACACCACCAAGAUUCACCAACAUGCCCAGCACGAGGGUUCGUAAGGUCUACAGGACCGACGAUGUCGUGAACCUCAAGGACGAAGAAAAGGAGCAACUGCUCGAGAGCUACCUCCCAGACGGCCCACCACCAGACGCACGACGACAAUGGCGCGACGAUGAUAUUCCUCCCAAAGGCAGGUUCGGUCUGAGACGCGCCCUUCGCUCGAAGCUACACCUUGCGAUUUACACAGUUCUCCACGCCAUUUUCUCUUUGUAUAUUCGGAUACGACAAGCAUGGCAUCUCGUGUGCUACCACAUAUCCUCCAUCAUGUUCUACCACCACCGAACCCCGGAAUAUAUCGAGCGGGAUGUUGUUGGUCUGAAGAAGAAGCCGAAACAUCUCAGCGUCAUUUUAAAGCGCGAACCAAGUGGGAGACACGGGGCUGAGUUGGAGAGAUUGGUCGCCGAAGCGGCCGAGAUUGCCGUAUGGUGCGUCUGCGCCAAGAUUCCCGUCUUGACGGUGUACGAGCGGACAGGUAAGCUGCUGAUUCUACAUGUAUAUCUCAUCACCCUGCUGACUUUUCCUCCCCCAGGUCUUCUUAAGCACUACCUUCCUCACCUGCAACAAUCCAUUAUCCAGAAGUCGCGAUCCUACUUCGGUAGACACCAGCCAGCUUUGACCGUGGCUAUGCCGCACGCCGACGACGUCCUCGAGUCCCCAGCCCAUGGAGAUUUCGCGCGCAACGACCCACGUCACCUCAAGGUUCUCUUCAUCUCAGCCGAGGAUGGGCGGGCGUCCAUGGUUGAUCUCACUCGCACCUUGACCGAGAUGUCACAAAAGGGCAAGCUCCACCCCCGCGACAUCAGCACAGAUCUGAUCGAUGCGGAGCUGUCGGAGGGAAUCAUGCCGGAACCCGAUCUGCUCAUUUCUUUCGGUCCUUACGUCGACCUCGAUGGCUACCCGCCUUGGCCCAUUCGCCUCACAGAGAUCUUCUGCUUGCCGGAUAACCAGGGUGUUGGAUAUCAAGUCUUUUUAAGAGCGCUGCUCAACUUUUCCAGCGCACAGUUCCGCAAAGGCAAAUAG